This is a messenger RNA of Klebsormidium nitens, 5943 nucleotides long. NCBI's taxonomy places the organism in Eukaryota, Viridiplantae, Streptophyta, Klebsormidiophyceae, Klebsormidiales, Klebsormidiaceae. The record is from the annotation of a GenBank genome assembly.
AUGGCUGCAUCUCUGGCGCGAUUUGCCUCCUUUUCCCUGGCGCUUCUGUGCAUUGCCUUUGCACCCCGCCACAGCACCGCUCUCUGCAUUCCCAGCGAACAGUAUAUCGACUGCAACUUCCACGCUCUUUCCUCCCCCCACUGGGCUGCACUUUCCAGCGAGUCGGCAGCCCUCACAGCAGCCUGGAAGGCCGCCGUCGCCCAGACUCCAGAGUACCCCUCGGAACGGUUUGCAGGGCGGGGACUGGUGAUUACGGCGACCAAGCUGGAUCUGGUAAACGUGCCGGUGCUGCUGACGACGCUCCAGUCACAAGGGUUUACGCUGCCUGUGGAGUUAUGGUACCCUGGUGAGGUCACUUCUGACAUCGUGAGCUCCCUGUUGGCCACGUACGUCAAGCUUGUAGUCAAAAACGUGGCCAACUAUGCCUCUGACGACGAUCUUCGGAGCAUGGUCACAAGCCAAGGGGAGCGCGCAUUCCAGGUGAAACCUCUUGCAAUCCUGCAUUCGGCGUUCGAGGAGGUCCUCUUCCUAGACGCCGACAACAUUCCCGUGGCCAACCCCGCUGCCCUCUUCCGUUCCGCCCAGUACCAGACCUCCGGCGCACUCUUCUGGCCGGACUUCUGGCAGACCGCCACCGCAAACCCGAUCUGGUCGAUCCUGGGGGUGUCCCCCGGGGGGCAAGAGCAGGAAUCGGGGCAGAUCCUCGUAGAUAAACGCCGCGCCUGGGGGGCUCUCAACCUGGCGUUUUUCCUCGCGAAGGAUCCCCCGUUCCAGAAGCUGGUCAACGGCGACAAGGAGGCGUUCCGCCUGGCGUUCCGAGCGACCGGAACGCCGUUCGCCAUGGUCGGGACGCCGGUGGCCGCCGCGGGCGCGGAAACGGAUUCCGGCGGAUUCUGCGGGCACACCAUGGUGCAGCACGACCCCGACGGGGCGCCGCUGUUUCUGCACCACAACUCGCUCAAGCACGGGGCGGCCGUCACGUGGCAGACAAUGAAAUCGGUGCCAGCUGGCAAGGGAGCGUUUCAGAAGGUGUUCUUCGGAUUUACUGGUUUCACCUUUCCAAAGAGGUUCACCGCAGUCCCGCUCCCCCCCGCCACGAUCAACGGCGAGCCCGUCUCCUGCCUUGACCUCACUGGUGCUGACGUUAUCGUUGCUCCCGAUCCGUUCUCCGCUUUCGAGGAAACAUUUGCGCAACUCCAGGCUGCCGUGGAUUAUACCCUGAAACGCGCCUCCGAGGACGAAUUCACUUCCGUCAGUCUGGCGACUGCGAGAAAGCUGCUCCAGGCCAACGCCCCGGCGCCGGCGCCGGCGCCCAUGCCCAAGCCCACCGCCUUCCUGCUGACGUCAAACGUGGCCACGCAACUCCCGGUUCCCACCCUGGCUGACGUCACCACGCAGCCCCCGGUUGAAACCACGUCCCCCAACCCCCCAACCGUUCCCUCGGUCUCUUCUGACGUCGAGCCCGGUACAACUGCCCCAGGUUCAGCAAACACCGCCCCGGUCCCAACCGGCUCGCUCCCGGUCACAACCGAGUCGCUUACCCCUAACCCGACUACUCUUCCUCUAACCGAAACCACUCUUCCGCCGACCGCAUCUUCUCUCCCUGCGGGCGCUGUCACCGGUCUUCCAACCACCCCCCCGCAAAACCCGGACAUUCCGGUCGUUAUAAGUACUAACCGGCCAACAGAUGUUGUCCAGCUGAUGGGGGGCCCCCCUUCUGACGGGACUCUUGUUACGGUCGAUGCGACGCCCGCUCCCAGCUCGCCGAUUGAAAGCACCGGUGCUCCUGCCCAGGUGACGUCAGCACCGGUGGGGACCGCUCCGGGCAUGACUACCCAAGUGACGUCAGCACCGGUUGGGACCCCUGAACCGGGGCAAACAGCUGCAGUUCCAGUCCCGACGGGAGUAGGCACGACGCAGGGCCCAGUUUUCGACCAAACGCUGACCAUAACCCAGCCCCCGGUUAACACCCAAACCGCGGUCGGAUCUCAGCCCCCAUUCGCAACCUCGGCCCCGAUAGAAACCCCACUUCCGGUCUCAUCCCAAUCGACGUCCCCGGUUGAAACCGCAACCCCAAUCUCAACCCCGGUGCCGGUUACAACGCAAACCCUGCCAGUGGUUGUUACGCAACCUCCGGAAGCAACCCAGACGUUGGUUACAACCCAAUCCCCAGUCUUCACGCAGACCCCGGUCACAACCCAGACCCUAACCACGACCGAUCCUCCGGUUAACACCCAAACCCCGCUGGGAACUGAGAACCCAGUCGUAACCGCAGCCCCAACCCAGUUGCCGGUUACAACCCAAACCCCGCUCGUUACGGAGUCCCCGGAGACAACCCAAUCUCCGGUCACAACGCAGACCCCAUCAACAACAGAAACCCCAGAAACUAGUCAGCCUCCACUUACGACGCAAACCCCGGUCACGACCGAGGUUCCUGAAACCACCCAAACCCCGAUGAGCUCUCAGUCGGUCCUGGUUACCGAAACCCCGGUUACUACUCUGUCUACGAGCCCUACCAGCACUCCAGUCACUUCGAUCUCUCCGGUUCCCUCGCUCUCGCCGAUUCCCACCGUGACGGUCUCGCCCAAGACGCCGUCCCCCACUCUAGUUACCCCCGCCCCGGUUUCUACUCCCAAGCCCACCGUCGCCUUGCUGACGUCACCCUUGACGCCCGUGCCCACCCCGGCUGACGUCGUCACGCAGCCCCCGGUCGUCGUUCCGACCGAGGUCCCCGCUUCGAACGUCGUCAGCCCGAGCACCACGAACACGAUAAGCGUUCCGGGUCUGCCCGGAGAGUUCCAACCGGCCGAAUCCUCCCAGCUUUUGAGGACGGUGAAAUACCUGGAGUCCAUACCCGGUUCUGCCGAGUUUGCGGCCGAGUUUAACAGUCCGACGCCCCAGAACUUUGGUGGCGUUCUUCAGGUGCCUAAAGCGAAGGACUUUACGAACGAUGCCAAGGUGACCAUACCCUAUCAGCUCACCGGAGCUACGGCAGACCUCUGCGGGCCCACGUGCACGGCUCUGUGCCAGAUCGACGACGGAACCCCCGAGGCGUGCGGAGGCACCCAGGCGGUUUCCCAGCCGGGCGACCUGUCAGACGGCUACCACAGGGUGACGGUCGCCUUUUACCCCGCCCCGGAAGCGCCUGCCCCUGUCGCAUUACUCAGCACCUUCUUCACCGUUGAUACGGUCUCCCCGACCAUUUCGAUCGCCCUCGAAGCAGACAGCACCGAGUCCCCCCAGGUCUUCAUCGACGCCUCCACGGGCCAGCAAACCGUCUUCAUAACCUGGGCGACGAUCCAGCCUUUCCCGGGUUACGCGGUUGCCAGCGAACCGAUCGGCGAUCUGAGCCCCGACUCCUUCAACCUGGAGGGAGCCCAGAUUGUGAACGUAAAGAAAGAAGAUCCAACUGGAAGGGCGCGGAGAAGGGCGCUUUUGCAGGCGACCGCGCUGGGGGGGAACUCGUCCGGAACGGUAGUCCCGGCUGGCUCCGGCCCACAGCUGCUGAGAGUUGCGGUUAAUCCCGGGAACAUUUUCGACCAGGCGGGGAACCCCAUCCAAGUGACGUCGGAGGCUGCCUACGUCAUAUACUACGACACUGUUCCCCCCAGCGCCCUCCUGCAACUGGUGAAUAAGGAUCCGAAUGGCGUCGUGUCACUCUCGCCGGACCCGGGGGUUUCCCCCGACCGCGUCGUGACCGUCGUGCUGUCGUUCGACAAGCGAGUUCUGGGGUUCGACGCGACUUCGAUGAUCAUCCAAAACGGGACGCUGAUCGAGGCCGGUCCGAAUGCCGCCACCGCAGACGGCUUUUCGUACGUCUUAACCGUGGUCAUUGACCCGAACGCUAACCUCGUGAUCCAAGCCCCCGCGGACAGCGCUUACAGCAUCGUGGGGAUCGGGAACACGGCGUCCAAUCAGCUGCAAGUGCUCAACUACAACGUUGACCAAAGGCUCCAGACGGGCGUGCGCGCGGCCGCGAUCGCGUCGCUGGGGGUAAUGGCGGCGGGAACUUUCUUCAUCCAGGCGUCGUCGAGCUUGUUCAUUAACGUGGCUUCCAGCUUGAGCCUGUUUGCCGCCCGCCAGAGCCUCAACGCCCCGUUGCCGACGCCCUAUAUCGACGCCAGUUCCGCUCUCUCCUUCUCCCUGAUGCGCUGGCCGUCGCCAUUCGACAGAAUCACGCGCGACAGCCCCAUCCCCUAUACGGACCGCCCACAGGGGCUAAGUUCCGGCGUUCCGUCCGGCGGAACGAACGGAACGCUAGCGGCUACGAGGGAGCGGCUCGGCCGGCGGCUGCUCCAGGCCCAGCUGGGGAACGGAACAGUAAUCAACGGAACGGCUAACAGCAGAACGUCUACCAACGGAACCGCGGUGCCCGGUCCUUUCGACGGGACAAUUCCGCCCGUUCCGUUUAAUCUGUCAACGACGAACCGUUUCAUUCCGGCUAACGCGUCGCUGAUCAACCAGGGUCGUCCCGUGACCUUCAGCGAAGGAAACAUCUCCUACGAGGCGCGCGCCGAAAUCUACAGCCAAGAGCUGAGUGUGAAUACGCUCAACCUGUUCCAUACGGUGGGCCAUAACGGGCUGCGCGGCUUUCUCCGGGCGGUGUUUUGGAUCACCAUGAUCCUGAUUUGUAUCGGACUUCUCCAGCUGGCCUCGAAACCUCUGGCGCGACUCCUCAAACGAGAAGCGGUCCCCUCGUUCCUGGUGUUCCCCGCCCUAGAGCUGACCUUCUUCUCCGUCGCAAUCGUGGCGCUCGCUUACGUCGCGCUGGGAGCGAUCGUGGGUAAAUCGCCAGCGGGCAUAGUACUGGGCCUGGCCGUUCUGCUCCUCAUCCUCGUUUUCUUCUUGUUCGUGCUGUCAAUCCUGUGGCGCCACGUGCACAUGAGCAAGUCGGUCGCUUUCGUCUCCGAGCAACGACGCAGGGGGGCCUCCACGGCUUGGUUCAGAGCCCCCUUCGUCGGUUCGUGGGAGCCGGUAGACUCCGAAGAAGGCGACCUCUUCCGUGCGAAGUACGGGUACUUUUACGCCGACUACUCCGGUCGCCCCUCCGAACUGGUGAACAUCGCCGGGUCGCUGAUGCGCUCGGCGACCCGUAAGGGCGCCCCGACCACUCUGUCCUUAAAGACGCGCUCCCGAAGAAGCGAUUCAUGGUCUCCGGCCGUCGAUUCCAUCGUUUCUGGCGCCCGAGAGGAGGAUUUCGUAGAAGACUUUUCCGUUCCGCUCACCAGUCGUUCCGGCGCGGCACCGGAAGUGGGCGAGGACUUGUCUACCGAGAAGAAUAGCGACUCAUUGCCAGAGGUCAGGAGCGGGCCACUUGCUGACGUCAUUGAAGUCCAAGAGGAGGAGGGGAAGCACGUCGUCCACGUCACACCCGCGGAAGAAAAAGUUGGCGCAAGACCCACGUCGGUCAAGUGGGAGGCGCCGCUCGAGGCGGCGCCCGGCAAAGCGUCCGGGAAACUCUCCCGGUUGCAAAACGUGCGGUCGGUUCAUCGGGUCGGAAGAGUGGGCUUCGCGACGCACUUCCGGCCGGGGUGGAAAAUGAUGUACCUGCUGGUGGUGGCCAUUGAAGCGGCUCUGCUGGGCGCCACGCACGGCGUGCGCUCGUCGUACUGGCAGGUCUGCCUUAUCGUCUCCAUGCGCGGACUUUUCGUCAUUGUGCUGGUCCUCCUUAAGCCCUUCAUCCGCGCGCCCCUCCAGCUGGCCGAGAUUUUCAGCACCGUGUGCGAGCUUGCUGUCGUCACGCUGGCGUUGGCGCUCGUGGUGAAGCAGGACGUCAACUCGAAGGGGCAGCUGCGCAGGAACGAGGAGGCGCUGGGCUACACCAUGAUUGCGCUGCAGCUGCUGUCCAUCUUCAGCGGCGUAGUCAACGCGCUCGUUUCCAUGACACUGAGACUUGUGGAGAACUUGUGCGGCAAGAAGACAGCGCUUCCGGUGCACUUCUAG